UCUGUUCUUCUAUAUCACAGCCCUUUGUUCAUUGCGCUGUGUUUUGGGUUCUUCUAUUUGCUCUCAUGAAGCUGAUGUGUUCAUUAAAAGUCUCCACUUUCAAUGCUCUCCCUCGAUCUCUCCAAUUCCCCCUCUCAAGCUCUGUGGUAGCAUCAACAUGUUGAUGAGAUUGUGGCUGGAAAAGAAUCUAUAUGGCUUCAUGACUGGGAAUGCAAAUUUUGAUCUCCGACUCUCUUCUAAGCACAAAUGACCUGAACUAUUGCAACUUAAUACUUGUCCCUAUCAUAAACACGUUCUAGCACCAUCUCCUACUGUUGAAUUUUUUUAUGCUAUUUGUCAUGUAAAGAAACUUUCCUGCUAGGCAUAGCUUGCACGAUCUUUUAUCCAUAUUAUAACAUAAAUUUAUGGUCAUCCUUUUCUUAGCAUUUAAAAGGCCAUUGUUCUGCAUAAACUGUUUAAAAUUUGUUUCUUCAUUUGUGUGCUACCAUGCAUUACACAACACCUUUGAGCCCCCCAAAGUCUACAGUUUGCAUUCUCCUAAAGGAAGGUUUUGUGUUGCACUAAUGUGCUAGUAUGAUGCAUGUCAUAAUUUAUAAUGGGUUAAUUAGGUAGUACCUUAAAAUUAACAAAAAUACUUUGAGUUAUUAUGGAUUGGAAGAAAGUAUGCAUGAAAAAAUUUCAUAAUUUUAUAACUUUGUACCUUAUGGGUAUUAUUUUCCAACGUGGUUGUUGCUUGAACCAUUGAAAAUAUUGUUCCUUUGGGUCGUUCAGAUUGGGGAGAAGAUACCUUUAUUUUUGCCACCAAUUAUCUUUGUGGUGACUAGUUUUGAGUAUGGGUUGGAACACAAACUCAUUUGCAUUUUUUCAUCAGAUUAUCUUCUGCAAUGAAGUUUCUAGAGUUUUUGUGUUAGCGGAGAUUUUUGAUAAAUUUGCAAAGGCGUUGUCUAAUAGGCCCUUGGAGAAGGAACUAUCAUAAACUGUUACCUUUAUACUCUUAUGUCAAGGUAGGCCUCUACUAUACCAGUAGGUGGAGGAAUCAUAAGUAUCCUUUAAAAACAGAUUAAUCCGUCCUUAUUUAUGUCACUUUUUUGUAAAUUAGGCGUCUUUGGUCUCCAAAUACUGGUUUUAGAAGAGAUAUGUAUUGAUGUCCAUUAGGGAUUUAAAUUGCAGUUGUGGCACGUUUUCAGUUGCUUCACGUUGAUUAAAGUUGCAGAUAUGAUGGAUGAGAUAGCAGUAGUCAUGCUCAUUGUGGUCGUGAAUUUUUGUCGUAUGCAAAACUCACCCCAAAAUAAAGUAAAUAAUAAUUGUAACCAUGAAAACUCUUAUUUUAAGAUAGGUAGUUACUUUUACCUUAAUUGAAGCAUAAAUUUGUUGGAGUUUGAAUGUUUAGAUUGGUUUUUUUUUCUCUAUUUUGGGUAUGGAUUUGCCUUUGGAUAAAAAAAUGAAAAAAAAAAAAAAACUAUUUCACAAGCACAACAGCUUGAUAGUGGAUAUAGCAGCCCAUUAUUGCUUCUAUUUCCCAUUAUGCCGCUAUGAGUGUGAAUCGUCUCUAACACUACCAUCGUGAUGAAUAGUGGCUUUGGAGGGCAUCAUUAUUGCGAAAAAGCAACCACUACACCAUAACAUGACUGCUAUAUAAAUCCCUAAUGUUUGCAGCUUAAAUCAUAAUAUAUAUCUAUCCUACUUUUGCCCCUUCCAAACCUGAUAGUAAGAAAUCAAGCAAAAAAUGUUUCUUUCAUGAGUACCUUUUCAGGAUAUAUGAUGCCAAAAGGGAAAAGAAAAGUGAAAUAUUAUUACCCUAAAUGGGUGUAGGAGAUAUAGGACCUCGAUGACCUUCUCCUGAUCAAGGAUAAUAAUAUCCAUGAAAAUGAGUGCCCAUGCAAGCAUGUAUCCAUCCAAGUUUCUUAAGGUGAAUGGAAACUUCCUGGACAGAGCUUUGGCUUCCAAACAGAGGAAUGGUUACACUGCUGUGCUUUUUUAUGCUUCCUGGUGCCCUUUUUCAUGCAGUUUGCGCCCAAAAUUUGGCAUUCUAAGUUCUAUGUUCCCUCAAUUUGAGUAUCUGAUGGUUGAACAAUCUUCAGCUUCACCAAGUUUAUUUUCAAGGUAUGGAAUUCGUAGUUUGCCAUCAAUUUUAAUUGUGAACCAGACGUCAAGUGUGCGAUAUCGGGGUCCGAAAGAUCUCCCCUCAAUUGUGCAAUUUUAUGAAAAAGUAACAGGAUUUGAACCAGUUCAAUAUGUUGCUGAAAACAAGCAGGUUGUAUCUGGGAACCACAAUAGAUAUAUGAUACGGUCAUGGAAUGAGUCAUUCCUAAUGGAGAUAGUAAAACGGGAGCCCUACUUAGCAUUUGCCGUGCUGUUUCUCUGUUUAAGAGUACUUUUAUCCAUAUUCCCUGAAGUUUUAUCUUGUCUGAAAGCUUUCUGGGUUUCAUAUGCUCCGCACUUGAACUUGGAAAUAUUUGGUGAGACAAGUCAAUUGUUUGCACGAGCCCUUCACAUGGUUGAUGUGAGGAGAGUUUGGACCAAACUGAGGCUAUGCAAGACCAGGAAUUUUCAUCAAGGUGCAAAGAGUGCCCGUGUUUGGGCUUCUUCGCUGGCUUCUGUCUCUUUGGGCAAAUCUUCUGGUCGAUCAUCAUCCUCAUCCUAGGUUGGAGGUUACAGAACUGAGCUAAAGCAUAGAAAAGAGCUUAUCGACCAGACAGUGUAUUACAUACCGCUGUGAUGCUUUGGGACAUGUAGUCCCCCCACUUGCUGUGCUCUUCAUGUUAAAUUCUAUCGAUAGUCUUGAUAGCUAAAGCUGUUGACCGUGUUGGAGUUGGGGUUUGUAUUUUUGGGAGGAAACCAACUAGAAUGUAAAUCUGAGAACAGUUUUUGUUUUUGUGUAUAUUUCUUGUUAUUUGGAGGAACAUCUCUACGUCACACAUCAUUGGAAUGUAACCUUGCUCAACUACUCCUCUCUCUCUCUCUCUCUGUUGUAGACCUAAAGGUAUUAUGUUAGGAUAAUGAUGGUUUUCCAUUCAA
Theobroma umbraticum is the source of this 3018-nucleotide messenger RNA. It is a transcript of the gene APRL7, whose product is annotated as APR-like 7. NCBI's taxonomy places the organism in Eukaryota, Viridiplantae, Streptophyta, Magnoliopsida, Malvales, Malvaceae. The record is from RefSeq and is a predicted model, not a curated record.